This is a messenger RNA of Serendipita indica DSM 11827, 957 nucleotides long. Lineage: Eukaryota; Fungi; Basidiomycota; Agaricomycetes; Sebacinales; Serendipitaceae. The record is from the annotation of a GenBank genome assembly.
AUGGCUGAGCAACUACGAUUCUCGGGCACACUUACCGGUCACAAGGGAUGGGUCACCGCGAUCGCGUCGUCGUCUGAAAACCCUGAUACGCUGCUGACAGCGUCGAGAGAUAAGACCAUUAUUGUCUGGAAUCUUGCGCGCGACGACCAGAGCUAUGGUUCGCCAAAACGCAUUCUCCACGGCCAUAACCACUUUGUCUCUGACAUUGCCAUCUCUUCGGAUGGAAUGUACGCACUCUCUGCAUCUUGGGAUCACACCCUUCGUCUCUGGGACUUGAACACUGGAAACACGACCCGAAGAUUUAUUGGACACACCUCCGACGUCCUCUCCGUUUCGUUUUCUGCGGACAACCGACAGAUUGUCAGUGGAAGUAGGGAUAGGACCAUCAAGCUAUGGAACACGCUCGGCGAGUGCAAAUACGACAUCAAGGAGGAGGGCCACACCGAGUGGGUCUCGUGUGUACGCUUCAGCCCCAACGCAAUGAAUCCGGUCAUCGUGUCCGCUGGAUGGGACAAGGUCGUCAAGGUCUGGGAGCUCUCCAAGUGCAAGCUGAGGACAAACCACUACGGCCACACUGGCUACAUCAACACCGUUGCUGUUUCCCCUGACGGCUCGCUUGCUGCCUCUGGUGGAAAAGACGGUAUCACCAUGCUCUGGGACUUGAACGACGGCAAGCAUCUCUACUCGUUGGAGGCUGGCAACACCGUCCACGCCCUCGUCUUCUCGCCCAACCGCUACUGGCUUUGCGCUGCAACCGCGACGUGUGUCAAGAUUUUCGACUUGGAAUCUAAGUCGAUCGUUGACGAGUUGAAGGUUGGAGCUGAGCAAAUCGAUAGCGACGCUGCUCCCGAAAAGUCCAAGGCAGAGGCUGUUUCUUUGGCCUGGUCGGCAGAUGGACAGGUCCUCUUUGUUGGCUACACCGACAACCUUGUUCGUGUCUGGACCGUCAGCUCGUAG